Anopheles aquasalis is the source of this 1109-nucleotide messenger RNA. It is a transcript of the gene Ssk, whose product is annotated as smooth septate junction protein snakeskin. The record is from RefSeq and is a predicted model, not a curated record. Gene Ontology annotation, biological process: septate junction assembly. Gene Ontology annotation, cellular component: plasma membrane. NCBI's taxonomy places the organism in Eukaryota, Metazoa, Arthropoda, Insecta, Diptera, Culicidae.
AUAUUGCUACGCUGCGGGCCGAAUUGCGGUUACCCGGAUCGUGCCCAGGUCAGAAUCAAUCCGAACGCUCCCAUCGGCAGAAGGAAGCGAAUCGAGCGCAUCGUGCAAAAACGGAGCAACGAGACCCAGAGCUUACCAUACGGCAGCGCAUCGGUAGCCAGCAGCCAGUAGCAGCGUAUCGCGGAUACAACUUCCGGCGCAAUCCACGAAACACAACCCCGGCCGUCAAGAUGGUGUCCGCCGAAACGAUCGGUUCCAUAUUCAUAAAAGUGUUCAAAGUGAUCAUCAACAUCGUGGUGCUGAUCAUCUACCGUACCGGCUAUGGCGGUGAUUUCCUCGGCAUUGGCGGUACCUGGAACCUGAACGAGGAGAAAAGCCCGGACGCAGAAAUCGUUGCGUCGGGUGUGUUUGUCGGUUUCAUCAUCUACACUGGCGUGCAGCUGAUCACUUUCGGUUUCGGCACGACCAAGCACAAGUACGAGCUGUCCGAUACGAUCAUGAACGUGGUCGGUACGUUCAUGUGGGUGGCCGUUGGCGGUACCGCCCUGCACUACUGGCACGGCUAUCUAGCGGAGCAUGACUUCGAGAACAUCACCUCGGAACGAACGGCUGGACUGGCACUCGGAGCACUGUGCGUCAUCAACGGUGCCCUCUAUCUGGCCGACUCGGUGCUCGCCUUCAUUCACUACACGAAAUACGCCUAAAAGCUAAGAUGGAUACUAAGUGAACAUUGCUGACAUUGUUUAGGGUACUAGCUAGUAGUAGUACUAAUCCCAUGGAAGGUUUAAGAAUUAUCUUUUAGUUGGACCAAAAUGCGCCGGAAUCAGCAGCUAGGCGAUUAGCUCCCCCCAGGAGAGUUCUCCGUACGUUAAGCAAGAACAGAAACAUUUGCAGAAGAUUUUGAGCACACAUUUUACAGUUACUGAUCUUGACGCAUUGUUCGGCAAUAAAACUCUCUUGGAUGGACCGGCGGCGCGUAUCCCACAAUCCCUAUCUCCCAUGUGACACGAUCCCAACAAUAAGUUCAAAGUUACAUUAAAUAAACGUAUGGCGGUAUGGAUAGCUUGGGCCUAAUUCACUAGUUACCAUACCAUAACCGAUAGGUAAAA